CGAAGACGCAAUUGCAACGUCCGCUACUUUUAAAUACGGCAGGCCCUGUCGAAUUACCUGAAGAUAAACCUACUCGUGAAUCCGAUUUGUUUUCAGGUUAUUAUUCAUGCGUUUCGACUGCGCAGUGCCCAAUAAGAUGGAGUUCCUCACGGUAGAUGCGAAGCCAUACCCUUACGCAUUUCCACUAAGGAAGACGGCUCUGGUCAUCAUUGACAUGCAACGAGACUUCCUGCUUCCAGAUGGCUUCGGUGAGAUCGAAGGGGGUGAUCUAACCGACGUCCAAGCUGCAAUUGAGCCUGUCGGGAAACUCCUCGCAGCUUGCCGAAAUGCGGGAAUGACAGUAUUCCAUACUCGAGAAGGCCAGAGGCCAGACAUGUCCGACAUGCCUUCAAAUAAGACAGUUCGACAAGCAGAAGCGCCUGAUACGCAAUACAAACUCGGAAUUGGCGACAAAGGAAAGAUGGGAAGGCUGCUUAUCCGCGGCGAGUACGGUCAUGACAUCGUGGAUGAGCUCCAACCUGUGCCCGGAGAAGUAAUAAUUGAUAAACCCGGAAAGGGGGCAUUCUGGGAUACCCAGAUCAUGUACAGGCUAAAAUCCCGCGGAAUCACACAUUUAUUGAUUGCAGGUGUGACUACAGAGUGCUGCGUGACAACAACAUAUCGAGAAGCAAAUGAUAGAGGCUUUGAGUGCUGCGCUGUUUUCGAAGCUACCGAUGGAUACAACCCCGGUUUCAAGAUCUCGGCUCUAGAUAUGUUGCAUUGGUCUCAAGGACUUUUCGGAUUUGUGGCCAACUUACAGCCUCUCCUUGAUGUCCUCAAGCCUCUCUCUAUCACCACACCUUCCAGCGGUCCAAGCCCCCUAAAGACUAUUCCAGAGUGGGAUGGUGAUUUACGUCUCGCAAGUCUACAGGCAGCGUACCGAUCUGGGCUCCCAGCAGUCGCCGUCAUCGAAGCCCUCUAUCAGAAAAUCGAAGCCUACGAAAAAGUCAACCCUGGUGCCUGGAUCCAUCUCCUCCCCAAAUCCGAUAUCCUGGCAGCAGCAGAAUUGUGCAUCACCAGAUUCCCCGACCGCAGCAAACUUCCUCCCCUCUUCGGCAUCCCAUUCACCGUGAAAGACAGCAUCGACGUCGCCGGUCUCCCGACCACCACCGCAUGUCCCCCUCUCACGCGCACCCCCACCAUCUCUGCCCCAAUCUACACCAAAGCCCUCGAAUCCGGCGCCCUCUUCCUCGGAAAAGUCAACCUCGAUCAACUCGCCACCGGCCUCACCGGCUGCCGCAGCCCCUACGGCCUCCCUAGCAGUGCCUUCCACUCGGACUUCAUCCCCGGCGGCUCCUCGUCCGGCUCCGCCGUCACCGUCGCCGCGCAGCUCUGCACCUUCAGCCUCGCCACCGACACCGCGGGGUCUGGCCGCGUGCCCGCUGCGCUGAACGGCGUCGUCGGAUACAAGCCGACGCGGGGACUGCUUCCCUUCGUCGGCAUUACGCCGGCGUGUCUGUCGCUAGACUGUGUCGCGCUGAUCACGCAGACCGUCACGGAUGCGCGGGCGAUCUGGAAUGUUUUGGAGGAGUAUGACCCACAGGAUCCGUACGCGAAACUUCCUGAAUCCCGCGCGGUAUCCCGCCAUAUCAAUAGUACAGGGAAAGCGAGCAAAACAUUCAAAUUUGGGAUUCCGCCUUUUGAAGCAUUGGAGUGCUGCUCGCCGCCUUAUCGCCGGAUGUUCAACAUAGCGAUCGCGCGGAUGCAGGAGAUAGGAGGGAUCUUAACUCCGAUUGACUGGUCGCCGUUCGAGAAGGCUGGCCGGCUGUUGUACGAUGGUUCGUUUGUUUGUGAGCGGUUGGCGUCGUUACCCGAUGAUUUCUUCACGAAACAUGCGGAUGUACUGCAGCCUGCCAUUCGGGAGCUGUUUGGGGCUGUGGAAGGGAGGAAGUCAACCGCCGUAGAUGCCUAUCGAGAUCUACAAGAAAGGGCCGCGUUGACUCGGGCGGCAGAGAUUGUAUUUGCGGAAGCUGCGGAAGGGGUAGACGUGGUCGUCUGCCCGACAUUGCCCACACAUUGGACGAUCAAACAGGUUCAGGAGUCGCCUCUUAAGCGGAACACCGUCAAUGGCACUUUUACACAGUGCGCAAAUGUCUUGGAUUUAUGCGGCAUUUCAGUGCCUUCAGGGAGGCUCCAUGCCUCUGAACUGAGGCUUGAAGAUGUCAAGGAGGGAAUGCUACCGUUUGGAGUCAUGUUUUUGGGUGGAAGCCGCAUGGAUUCCGAAGUUUUGGAAAUCACUCGACGAUUUGAAGAAAGCAUCAUAGUUGGAAAGUAACAAGUAACAAUGGGCGAUUUGACGAUUGUUGAAACGACUGGAUCUCAUGAGCAUCACAAAGGUAUGGAAUUGGCGCAUUUGUUACUAAUUAAUUCAUUAUUUGAUGUAGCAAUGCUAGGGAUGCAGUAGGAAUAGUGGACAUGUCCUGUGUGAAACAAUUUUUAUGUUCCACAUGACUGAAAUAAU
Eremomyces bilateralis CBS 781.70 is the source of this 2500-nucleotide messenger RNA. RefSeq names its product amidase signature enzyme. The record is from RefSeq and is a predicted model, not a curated record. Gene Ontology annotation, molecular function: catalytic activity. The transcript is spliced from 2 exons. The coding region runs from base 107 to 2314 and encodes 735 amino acids. Lineage: Eukaryota; Fungi; Ascomycota; Dothideomycetes; Eremomycetales; Eremomycetaceae.